Pochonia chlamydosporia 170 is the source of this 1347-nucleotide messenger RNA. RefSeq names its product sulfate transporter. The coding region runs from base 1 to 1347 and encodes 448 amino acids. Gene Ontology annotation, biological process: molybdate ion transport. The record is from RefSeq and is a predicted model, not a curated record. The transcript has 2 exons. NCBI's taxonomy places the organism in Eukaryota, Fungi, Ascomycota, Sordariomycetes, Hypocreales, Clavicipitaceae. Gene Ontology annotation, molecular function: molybdate ion transmembrane transporter activity.
AUGCCGUCGUGGGUGGGCCAUUUACGCCGUGUCAAUGCACACAAUGUAUCAACCUUUCGACGUGCGCCGCUGGCUGAAAUUUCGGGAUCACUUGGGGAUCUUGGCACGCUCUUGCCACUCAUGAUUGCGUUAGCCGUGCAGGGCUCCAUUCACUUGGGUUCGACGCUAGUUUUCUCGGGCAUUUUUAACAUUAUCACUGGUGUCGUCUUUGGCAUCCCUCUCCCCGUCCAGCCCAUGAAGGCUAUUGCUUCAGCUGCCAUUUCUAGCGGAGAAAAUGCACCCAAAGAUGUUGUGACUGCCGCUGGUCAGUGGGUAGGAGCAGCAGUACUGGUCAUGAGUGUCACUGGCCUAUUGCGCUGGUCUGUAUCUGUUGUUCCUAUUCCCGUUGUUAAAGGCAUUCAACUUGGUGCCGGCCUGUCCCUGGUUGUAGGUGCUGGAACAUCACUUCUGCAACCGCUACACUGGGUGCAUCCUGUCCUGGACAACAGGCUCUGGGCCUUGUUCGCAUUUCUCGUCCUCAUUGUCACGCAGCGGCUACCCAAGUUCCCGUACGCUUUUAUAUUUUUUAUACUGGCCAUCGUUUUUGCUCUUAUUGCAGUUCUUACUUCCCAUCACCACUUGCCCUGGUUUCAUAUCUGGCAUCCUCACUUCACGCCGCCAGCUUGGUUCGGUCCUGGUGACAAUGCUCCUGCACUCUGGAUGGCAAUUGGACAGCUUCCUUUGACUACGCUCAACUCUAUCAUUGCCGUCACCGCUCUAGCAGCCGAUCUCUUGCCGGACCUCCCCACCCCAUCAGUAACUUCUAUCGGGAUCAGCAUCGCAUGUAUGAACCUCUCUGGUACUUGGCUGGGCGCGAUGCCACUUUGCCAUGGUUCGGGCGGUUUGGCUGCUCAGUACAGAUUCGGCGCACGCUCCGGCGCCAGCAUCAUCUUCCUGGGGCUUGUGAAGCUUCUUGUUGGGCUUAUUUUUGGCGAAACGCUAAUUGAUCUGCUAAAGUCGUACCCCAAGAGUAUUCUCGGAAUCAUGGUGCUCGCUGCUGGGUUGGAAUUAGCAAAGGUAGGCUACUCACUCAACAAGGGAGCUCCUGAUCUAUGGGAAGAAGCGGUCAGCGAGUCCUUUUCCGGCCGCAUCACUAGAGUUCAGAGAGACCCGUCUGAUGAGGAGCGUCUUGAGCGAUGGACUGUGAUGUUGAUGACUACUGCGGGUAUUCUAGCCUUCAAGAACGAUGCGGUAGGCUUCCUAGCAGGGAUGCUCUGCCACUGGGCGUAUAGGAUGUCUGAAUGGUUUAUCAAGAGAAAGAGGAAUCGUUUGACUCGGGGAGAGCGAGCCCCCUUGCUCAGUUCAUAA